Yamadazyma jaroonii is the source of this 1344-nucleotide messenger RNA. Lineage: Eukaryota; Fungi; Ascomycota; Pichiomycetes; Serinales; Debaryomycetaceae. The record is from the annotation of a GenBank genome assembly.
AUGCCACCAAAAGCUGAUUGGGAUAAAUACGUCGCUCCUGAUGAGGAUGAUGAAAACAGUCAAGAUAAAAUCGUCCCAUUGAGUGAGGGAGAUAUCCAAGUUUUGAAAACUUAUGGAGCUGCCCCUUAUGGUGAAACUUUGAAACAAAUAGAAAAGGAUUUAAAGAAGAUCGAAGAAAGAAUCAAAGAGAACAUUGGGGUUAAGGAAAGUGACACUGGUUUGGCUAUACCCCAUUUGUGGGAUUUGAUGGGUGAUAAACAAAGAAUGUCUGAAGAACAACCUUUACAAGUUGCAAGAUGUACUAAAAUUAUCGAAGCUUCAAAUGCUAAUCCUCAACCAGGUUUAUUACCUAAUGCUGAUUCAAAAUCAAAAUAUGUCAUAAAUAUUAAACAAAUAGCCAAAUUCGUUGUUGGUUUGGGUGAAAGAGUCUCUCCUACUGAUAUUGAAGAAGGUAUGAGAGUUGGAGUGGAUAGACAAAAAUAUGAAAUUCAAUUACCUUUGCCUCCAAGAAUUGAUCCUUCCGUCACCAUGAUGACUGUUGAAGAAAAACCUGAUGUUACUUAUAGUGAUAUUGGUGGAUGUAAAGAACAAAUUGAAAAAUUAAGAGAAGUGGUAGAGUUACCUUUGUUAUCUCCUGAAAGAUUUGUUAAAUUAGGUAUCGACCCUCCAAAAGGUAUAUUAUUAUAUGGUCCUCCAGGUACAGGUAAAACUUUAUGUGCGAGAGCUGUCGCCAAUAGAACUGAUGCUACUUUCAUCAGAGUAAUUGGUUCAGAAUUGGUUCAAAAAUACGUUGGUGAAGGUGCUAGAAUGGUCAGAGAAUUAUUCGAAAUGGCUAGAACUAAAAAAGCUUGUAUCAUUUUCUUCGAUGAAGUUGAUGCUAUCGGUGGUGCCAGAUUUGAUGAUGGUGCUGGUGGUGACAAUGAAGUUCAAAGAACUAUGUUGGAAUUAAUUACUCAAUUAGAUGGUUUCGAUCCAAGAGGUAAUAUUAAAGUCAUGUUCGCAACUAAUAGACCUAAUACAUUAGAUCCUGCUUUAUUAAGACCUGGUAGAAUUGAUAGAAAAGUUGAAUUUUCUUUACCUGAUUUAGAAGGUAGAGCAAAUAUUUUCAGAAUUCAUUCGAAAACAAUGAGUUGUGAAAAAGGAAUAAGAUGGGAAUUGAUUUCAAGAUUAUGUCCUAAUGCAACUGGUGCUGAAUUAAGAUCUGUCUGUACCGAAGCUGGUAUGUUUGCAAUUAGAGCAAGAAGAAAAGUAGCAAAUGAGAAAGAUUUCUUGAAAGCGGUAGAAAAGGUUAUUAAAGGUAACUUGAAAUUCAGUUCCACAAGUCAAUACAUGCAAUAUAAUUAA